AUGACCCAACUAACACCACAACAAGCUCUUACUUUCUUACUUGAUGGUAAUAAUCGAUUUGUUGAAGGUAAAACAAUAACAUACAAUUUUGAGGAACGAAGAAAAGAAUUAAUUAAUAAACAAGAACCAAUUGCUACAGUUAUUUGUUGUUCCGAUUCAAGAGCACCUCCAGAAUACCUAUUUAAUGUUAAUUUUGGAGAUAUUUUUGUUGUUCGUUCUGCUGGUGGUGUUAUUGGACAAACAGAACUAGGGUCAAUAGAAUAUGGUGUAACUCAUUUAAAAACUCCUCUCAUCGUUGUUUUAAGUCAUACCUCUUGUGGUGCAUGUACUGCUGCAUGUCAACGUGCACAUUCAGAGAAUGCGCUUUCUUCUAUUCUUUCAGAUCUUAUUCCAAUUGCUGAAAAAUGUAAUAAUGACAUUUGCUCUACUUGUAUUCAAAGUGCAAUACAACAUGCUGAAUAUCUUCGUUCAAAUCCAUUAUUACAACCUUUGAUAAAACAGGGUCAAUGUAAUAUUGUUUCAAUGAUCUACAAUAUAGAAACUGGUAAGUGUGAAGUUGUUCAAUAA
Entamoeba dispar SAW760 is the source of this 567-nucleotide messenger RNA. Its product is annotated as carbonic anhydrase, putative. Gene Ontology annotation, molecular function: zinc ion binding; carbonate dehydratase activity. The transcript has a single exon. The coding region runs from base 1 to 567 and encodes 188 amino acids. NCBI's taxonomy places the organism in Eukaryota, Evosea, Mastigamoebida, Endamoebidae. The record is from RefSeq and is a predicted model, not a curated record.